AUUGUUCACACGACAUUGCUAGGAGGAACUUCAAGAAAAGAGGAAUUUGCGUCGACACGUCCACGUGCCUUUAGGAUCAAGGCACGACCGAAGGAGCUAGUUUAGGAUUCAAUUGGAGUGUGUGGGUUUGCGGAAGGAAAGAGCGUUUGCCAGCCCCACUAUCCGACAUUCGGUGCACCAUAUCUACUGCUAUCACGAUCGAUUUGACAACACCCACAACUACUCUUUGUAUACCGAAAAAAUCCAGGACUGUGCAGGAUCACAAACAUCCACAUCGACGCCAACGUUGAUCGCGAUUCAAUCAUGGCGACAGACAACAACAAUACAGGGGUGAACCCCACGCUCCUCGCCUUCCACGGCUCGGGAAGCAAUGCUACGGUACACACGGUACAAUUGGCGCGAUUGAACAGAGUUAUCAAGCCCGACUUCGAAACUGAGAGCAUGGAAGCACCAUUCCCCUCUCAAGCUGGCCCGGGCGUCCUCCCCUUCUUCGAAGGCUGCGGCCCAUUCAAGCGCUGGCUCAAAACCCCCGUCUCAAUCAACCAGAUGAAGAACGGAACCGCGUCAUCUGCCAUGGAACCCCAAGUCCAGGACCUCGUCCGCAGCACCGUCGAGCGCAUCAACGCAUCUGGUGGCAGAGUCGUAGGUCUAAUUGGCUUUUCGCAAGGCACAAAAGUCCUUGCUGGAUUACUCAAGGGCUCCGAACUACGUGCUGCGCUUGCGGCAAAAGGCGAGGACGUUUCUGAUCUAGCGUGGUGCGAUUUCCAGUUCGGAGUGGUGAUUUGUGGAAGUUUCCCGCCGCCGCUGUUCCCUCAGGAUGUAAUCGCCAAGUUGGAGAAGGCUGCGGGGUUGAGUGAGACGGAAAAGAAGGAGUUGUUGGAGAAGAAGAUCUCGACGCCUACGUUUCAUGUGGUGGGUACGCAGGAUGAGUAUGAGUGGGCGGGGGAUGCGUUGAUUGAGGGCUUCUUUGAAGUGGCAGAGGGUAAGAGUGAGGUCAGGAAGUGGGACAUGGGUCAUCAUUAUCCGGCUCGCGCGGAGGAAAGCGAGGAAAUCGGGAAGUGGAUGGUGGAUGUGAUGAAGGGAGGUGCGCCAUGAUGCGGGGAUGAGAGAGGUGAGGUAUUUGAAGUUGGAAAGGAGCUGGUGGUGCUUCCAUGUACAUGUUCAUCUUGAGACAAACUAUAUAGACCUUGUUUAGAGUAGUA
This is a messenger RNA of Pyrenophora tritici-repentis Pt-1C-BFP, 1202 nucleotides long. RefSeq names its product FSH1 multi-domain protein. The record is from RefSeq and is a predicted model, not a curated record. Gene Ontology annotation, cellular component: cytoplasm; nucleus. Gene Ontology annotation, molecular function: hydrolase activity. Gene Ontology annotation, biological process: secondary metabolite biosynthetic process. Lineage: Eukaryota; Fungi; Ascomycota; Dothideomycetes; Pleosporales; Pleosporaceae.